Messenger RNA from Pocillopora damicornis (cauliflower coral), 2177 nucleotides. RefSeq names its product E3 ubiquitin-protein ligase TRIM45. The record is from RefSeq and is a predicted model, not a curated record. Gene Ontology annotation, molecular function: protein binding; zinc ion binding. Lineage: Eukaryota; Metazoa; Cnidaria; Anthozoa; Scleractinia; Pocilloporidae.
CUUUUCAACAGGUUUAUGAAGAGCUGGAAAAUUAUGUUACCGCUGCUAAACGAGAGGUUUCCCAAACAGCCAAACAAAUGAUCGCGAAGAUUCGAGAACACGAGCGGGAAGCUACAAAAGUCCUCGAGAAUACACGCGUGUCUAGAAUAGAGAAAAUAAACUCUCUUAACGAACAAGUUAAGUCACUGAUGAAACAACUUGACCAAGCUGUUCAGUUUGCAAAAGACCUGGUUGAGAGAAGCUCCAGUUCAGAUGUUAUGAAAAGUAAGAAGAGUUUGGAGCAGCGAUUUGGAGAUCUCGACAAGGCCACAGUCCCUUCGCUUCCGGUUUGCUCAUUCGUAAAGUUUUUCUCGACUAAUGCACUCGACAACCUAAACCUGGGGUCAGUGAUAACCAAUGAAACAGAUGUACGGUUGUCAUCGUUGGAAGUUCUUACUGAAAACCUCCAAGCUGGUGUGGAAGCAGAGCUUCUGAUUUGUCCAAAGCGAAAGAGUGAAGAAGAGCUUACAAGUAAAUGCCAGCGUGAAUUUGAUGUUAGAGUGCUCAUAGAACCCGCUGAAGAUGUAACAAGUUUAAGAACUUUUAAAAACGAAAAUGAUGAUAUCCACGUGAAGUUUGUUCCUAAAGUACCUGGCACCUUCAACAUUACAGUUAUGAUAAAUGGCGACAAACUUGUUACCAGUCCUCUUAGGGUUCAAGUGAAGGAACGAAGGAUUGAUGUUAUGGGGGAGUUAGUUCUCAAAGGAGAAAUUCCCGAGAGGCCCCAUUGGAUUGCUGUCAACAGCAAAGGAACGAUCGCUGUGAGUGACAAUGAAGAACACUGCAUCCUAAUAUUUGAUAAAAAUGGAAAUUUUGUGCGAGAAUUUGGCUGCUAUGGAGAAGGGCCUGGGCAGCUGGCUAAUCCAGCUGGAAUUACAUUCCUGAAUGAUAACGAGGUUCUGGUGGGGGAUGACGAUAAUGGCCAAAUUCAACAAUUCAAUGUACAGACAGGGAACUUUGUGAAGAGCUUUGGGAAGAGAGGGACUGGCGAUGGCGAAUUUACAGCAACUCAAGGAAUUUUCAUUAGUGAUGAAGGACAUGUUAUUGUGGCGGAUUGCUUGAACAACAGAAUCCAGGUCUUUGACGUAGAUGGUAAAUUCAUGUCCAAAUUUGGAGACAAUGGUCCUGGUGAGCUAUGCGAACCUAGUGGAUGCAUUUAUCAUAAAAACAAGUUCAUUGUAUCUGACAGUGGAAACCAUUGUUUGAAAGUGUUCGGAAAAGCAGGGGAGUUCUUAUACAAGAUUGGAGAAGAAGGCGAAGCUGAUGGACAAUUUUCAUAUCCAUGGGGUUUGUGUGUUGAGAAAUAUGGCGAUCAUCAGAGUCUCUUGGUGUGUGACAGUGAUAAUGGACGCAUCCAACAGUUUACAAUGGAAGGUCGUUUUAUUGGCAAAACUGUUCUUAGGCUAGGAGAUCCGAACGCAAUAGCGACAACACCAGAUGGUCGUAUUUUGGUUUGUGACUGUAAAGACAAAAGCAUUUAUGUCUUGAAAUAGACGCUCAAACGUGUUUUGCAAAAAGGAAUAACGAUGUGGGAUUGGUAACAAAGCUAGCACUUUAAUCACUAACCCGGCAAUCAAAUAAUUUAUAUAUAUUUUUUCCCUUGACUUGUUUAGAGAUCUUUCAGGUGCUUGGGAUGUAUGUAUUAAAAAGCGGACUAACGCGAACUUCCAUCUCCUCCCAUAGCUCAAUUUCCAGGAGUGCAUGUAUCAGUUGAGACCGCGAUCCUCUCCGCCGUGUGUAUUGAAACUUUCAUUGGUGGAUAUCGAGCUCUCUCGGUCCCAGGUUACUUUGUCAAUAUUUUACUUUGGAAAGAAUAUUGUAGUUUUAGCAUGUCAUGUAUCUUUAGGUGACAGUUUUCAAUUUUGCUGGCUAGGACUAAAAAACAACUGUUACUUUGGAAAUAAUAUUCUAGUUUUAGUUUGUCUGGUAUCUUUUUCAGUGGAUUUUUUCAAUCUGCCGAACUGGACUACAAACUGCAAAUUAGUUCCUUUAAGGUGUUCAUGCAACUUAUUUAUCGUCGUUGAAUGAUAAUUUUUCCAGAAGAAACUAGAACAUUAGAAAAGUAGACUCAUUGCAAGUCUUGACAACCGCUUUUUUGAUUGUAAAUUUGCUUCAUAUUUCUUACGAUAAAUGUAGAU